Messenger RNA from Lotus japonicus, 1229 nucleotides. Its product is annotated as heme oxygenase 1, chloroplastic-like. The transcript has 5 exons. The coding region runs from base 246 to 1094 and encodes 282 amino acids. Gene Ontology annotation, biological process: phytochromobilin biosynthetic process; heme oxidation. NCBI's taxonomy places the organism in Eukaryota, Viridiplantae, Streptophyta, Magnoliopsida, Fabales, Fabaceae. The record is from RefSeq and is a predicted model, not a curated record. Gene Ontology annotation, molecular function: heme oxygenase (decyclizing) activity.
ACCUGCAGAUCCUAGCAAUCCUACAUCCCUUCCAUUCUGCAUUCCCACCUGCAGAGAAACAAAACCACCCAUUAUUAUCACUAAUUUAACAAAGAAAACACCAAUCGCCUUAAACAAACCACUUCCACAGCACACAGAUACAGUCAUACAGAUACAGAUACAGGUCAAGGUUCCAAUCGUAUUUCUCACGCUCUUCCCAUCAUCGUUUUCACUUCAACGACUCCGUGCACUCAACCCUAUCAACCAUGGCGUCAGCCACAGUUGUUUCCCAAAUCCAAUCCCUAUAUAUCAUCAAGCCGCGCCUCUCACCACCACCACCACCACAUCGUCAGUUCCGCUCAAUUUACUUCCCGACGACGAGGUUGUUACAACAGCAUCGCUUCCGCCAAAUGAAGUCGGUGGUUAUUGUGUCGGCGACGGCGGCGGAGACGGCCAGGAAGCGGUAUCCGGGAGAGUCGAAGGGUUUCGUGGAGGAGAUGAGGUUUGUGGCGAUGAAGCUGCACACCAAGGACCAGGCCAAGGAGGGUGAGAAAGAGGUCACGGAGCCUGAGGAGAAAGCGGUUACCAAGUGGGAACCAACUGUCGAUGGCUACUUGAAGUUCCUCGUUGACAGCAAGGUCGUUUAUGAUACUCUCGAGAAGAUCGUUCAAGAUGCUACUCAUCCUUCCUAUGCUGAAUUCAGGAAUACUGGAUUGGAAAGGUCUGCAAGUUUGGCAAAAGAUUUAGAAUGGUUCAAGGAGCAAGGCUACACCAUUCCUCAACCUUCCUCUCCUGGUCUUAACUAUGCACAAUAUCUCAGAGAUUUAUCUCAGAAUGAUCCCCAAGCCUUCAUUUGCCACUUCUACAACAUCUACUUUGCCCAUUCAGCUGGUGGUCGAAUGAUCGGGAAAAAGAUUGCUGGAGAGUUACUCAACAACAAGGGUUUGGAAUUCUAUAAAUGGGAUGGUGACCUUUCCCAGUUGUUGCAGAAUGUGAGGGACAAGUUGAACAAGGUUGCUGAACAAUGGACUCGGGAAGAGAAGAACCACUGUCUGGAAGAAACAGAAAAGUCAUUUAAGUGGUCUGGAGAGAUUCUGCGUCUAAUUCUAUCAUGAUACUAUGUACCAAUCUCUAUAAUUAUGUCCACUAAUAUGCAUUGUGGAAGCCAAUAAAAUUCUCUCAUGUGUAUAUUAUAUAAUUUUCAAUUACGAAUGAAUAACAGAAUUUAUAUUGUGUAUUAUUUAGAUUCA